AAAGCUCCUCAGAUCGUCGAACAGUAAAGCUGCUUUUUCAUUUGUGUCCGUCCCGACUUUGUGUACGGCUGGAGUUUGAAAAUAAAUAAAAAAUCCUUAAAUAAAAUUCAACAUAAAUCAGUGUGCUUUAAGUAAAUCUUGAAUUAAAUUCAAUUUGUUUGUUAAUUUAGAUUUAGUAGAAAUUAAAGUGUGAAAAACUAACAAAUAAUUUUAUUAAAAUUUAGUUGAAAAAAGAAAAACAAACGCUUAAGUAGUAUUUAUCAUAACCCAAAGUAGUGAGUCUCUUAAGUAAAAGCAAAAAGAAAAGUAACAAAAAAAGCUCAUUGAUUGUAAAAUAUAUUGUUUAACUAAAUCACCUUAAGGCAUUUUUAAAUUCGUUCAUAAAUUUUACUUUAAUUACUUGUAAUUCUAACCCAAAAUUCAACUCAUAUUAAUUUUCCUCUGAACACGCUAAAUUUAUAAAUCAGUCAAAGUGAUUUUCCUAAGGCAAUACAUCGAAGAUCUCCGCAAGAUCAUUGAGGAGAAAAUGUCGCUCAAUCCAAACGGGUAUAAACUUUCCGAAAAAACGGGAAAAUUAACAGCGUAUGACCUUUUGCCUACCACAACUACGGCUGUUCCCGAGACACGAGAAUUCUUGUUAAAAGUCAUUGAUGUUUUGUUGGACUUUGUUAAAGCCACAAAUGAUCGCAAUGAAAAGGUUUUGGAAUUUCAUCAUCCCGAAGAUAUGAAACGUCUUUUGGACUUGGAUGUACCCGAGCGGGCUGUGAAUCUGCAGCAGUUGAUUGAAGACUGUGCCACCACUUUGAAAUAUCAAGUUAAGACGGGUCAUCCCCAUUUCUUUAAUCAAUUAUCAUGUGGUUUGGACAUUAUCUCCAUGGCGGGUGAAUGGUUAACUGCCACUGCCAAUACCAACAUGUUCACCUAUGAAAUUGCACCAGUUUUCAUUUUAAUGGAAAAUGUUGUUUUAUCGAAAAUGCGUGAAAUUAUUGGCUGGCAUGGCGGUGAUUCCAUAUUGGCUCCCGGCGGUUCUAUAUCCAAUCUAUACGCUUUCUUAGCUGCUCGCCACAAAAUGUUCCCCAAUUAUAAGGAACAUGGUGCUGCCGGUUUACCCGGCCAAUUGGUCAUGUUUACUUCAGAUCAAUGUCAUUAUUCGAUUAAAUCGUGUGCUGCUGUUUGUGGUUUGGGCACAGAUAAUUGUGUGUCAGUGCCUUCAGAUGAACAUGGUCGUAUGAUUACAUCCGAAUUGGAACGUCUUAUAAUGCAACGAAAAUCAAAGGGUCAUGUGCCAUUCUUCGUGAAUGCCACUGCUGGUACUACAGUAUUGGGAGCUUUUGAUAAUUUAAAUGAAAUUGCUGAUAUUUGCCAGAAAUACAAUUGUUGGAUGCAUGUUGAUGCUGCUUGGGGCGGCGGUUUAUUAUUAUCACGAAAAUAUCGUCAUCCUAGAUUUACUGGAGUUGAGCGAGCUGAUUCGGUUACCUGGAAUCCACACAAAUUGAUGGGAGCUUUAUUGCAAUGUUCAACUAUACAUUUCAAAGAGGAUGGUCUUUUAAUCAGCUGUAAUCAAAUGUCUGCUGAAUAUCUCUUUAUGACUGAUAAACAAUACGAUAUUAGCUACGAUACUGGCGACAAAGUCAUACAGUGUGGACGACACAAUGAUAUUUUCAAAUUGUGGUUACAGUGGCGUUCAAAGGGUACCGAAGGUUUUGAACGACAACAAGAUCGUUUAAUGGAAUUGACCGAAUAUCAAGUGAAACGUAUACGAGCACAAUCAGAUCGUUUCCAUUUAAUACUUGAACCUGAGUGUGUAAAUGUUUCAUUUUGGUAUGUGCCCAAGAGAUUGCGUGGUGUGCCACAUGAUGCCAAAAAAGAACAGGAAUUGGGCAAGAUUUGUCCCAUUAUCAAGGGACGCAUGAUGCAAAAGGGCAGCCUUAUGGUAGGCUAUCAACCCGACGAUCGACGACCCAAUUUCUUCCGUUCAAUUAUUUCUUCAGCUGCUGUAACAGAAGCUGAUGUUGAUUUUAUGUUAGAUGAAAUACAUCGAUUGGGUGAUGAUUUGUAAAUUGUCAACAGCAACAACUUAAAUCAUGGUAAUUAAUAUAUUUAAUUGAAUUGAAAAUGUAACAAUUAUUAGAAUUCAUUAAGUGCAGAUGAUAAUAAAUAUUUUAAUUUUAAGCCGAAAAAAUAAGUUUCAAUCAAAACCAAAGAAAAAAAUAUAAAAAACCCAAUUAAAAAAAUGUUAAGUUGAAUAAUAAAACAUUACAAAUUUAGAAAUUACUAUACUACAACAACAAAACAACCAAGAUAUAUCUUUAAGGUAAAAGCAUAUCACUUCAUAAUCAUGCAAAACACACAACAAAAUUGCUAGUCAAUGUUUAUAUAAGUAUAAUUCCUAUAAAAAUGUUAUUAAUGUUUAAAGUUUAUUUAAGAAAACUUCUUGUUAAUUGUUUAUUUAAGACUAAUUUUAAAGUUUCAUGUUAGGUUUUUACUUAUGUAUUUUGUUAAGUUUUAUUUUGGAGAAAUUCGACUAGAGGGUCAAUUACUUUUUGUGAGGAAAUUGUAGAUCAUACAACUAUUAUUAAACAAACCAACAUUAUUAUAUACAUAUAUACAAAACAUAUCUUGUUGUUUACAACUGUAAUGAAAUAAUUAAAGAAAAAUUUUGUUAAAUAUUGAAAAAUCCCAUAAGGCUUGCCAGAAAAACACGGUGCUACUGUAGAACACUUGCUAAGUGAUUUGGUAGUUAAUUAAAAUUGAAAGCUACAUUAGUAAGUUUUUAAAUUUUCAUUAUUUCUCUCAAAUUUUAGAAUGUUAAUCCAAAAAUAGUGCAAAUUUCUACAUUCUAGAUCAAAUGAUUCUUUUUUUAUCAAAAAGAAAAGCAAUCAAUUUUACUUAAUCAUUAGGUUCUAAGCUUUUAACUGGUUUUAGUUAUCUUGCUGAGUCAUAACUUAUUUAGUGGCACCGUGUAUUAGUUUAAAGAAGAUUCAACUUGCAAAAAAAUUUAUAACUUUUAUCCUUUUUUUUUCUUUGUCUCUAAAAAUGUUGUAUUAGUUUUAGUUCUAUAAUUUUUAUUUAAAAAAAAGUUCUAAAUUUUGUAAUAUUUGCUAUUCCACUCCCACUAAUUAUAUAUAAUUUCAUUAAUGAACUUGCUAAACCGCCGAUCGUUACUAUAUUUAUAUAAUUUCUAAGUAUUUUUUAUAAAAUCAUAUUUUAUAAAAUAUUUUUAAGUUAUUUGAGUUUGAGUGUAUAUAGAAAUCAUUUAAAGUUCUAUUGCCGAUUUUCAAAACGAUUAUGUACCUUUGCAAAGAGACCUGUGCUUGUUGAUCAGCUAAUAUUCCUAUAAGUUUAAAAUAUUAUUUUUAAAAAAAUUUAUUUAUUUUUGUUGCUUUAAUUUACAAAAGAAAAUAAUCUGCCAAGAUACCCGAUAUCAAGAAAACAGUGACACAAACGAAUUUUUAAGAAAGAAUUUCUAAACUUAGAAAAAGCUAGAAAAACUUUAUAAUUUGAAAACCUUUUUCUUUCAUAAAAAUUCUUUGAACAUAAAAUUUUUCGGCUUCGGGAAAAUGGCAGUAUAAAUAUAUGAAUUAAAAUGUACUCUUUAUACAUUUUCAAAAAUUGCUAUAUAAAAAAGAAGCAAAUGAAUAAACACUUACAAGUGUCAAUUAUCAGAAUAGAAUAACAGAUUAUAAUAACAAAUUAUAAAACUUACUACAUACAUAUAUAAAUUACAUAUAACGCUGCCAAUUAAGAAUUCUCUAUUUCAUUGUUUAAGCUGAAACUAAAAGUGGCAUUAAAAAGCGUUUUAAUUAUGUUGAGUUUAUUUAAAAAAAAGAGAACAAACAAAUAACUAUUGUUGGCUAUAUAAAUUAAGUUCAAAUUUAAAUUUUAAGUGUUAAGCUAUAAAAAAUAUAUUUAAACAAAUAUAAAUAAAUAAAUAAUAAUCAUCGAAUUAUUAAAAUAGACAAAUUAUGCAAGAGAGUAAAGAAAUAAGAAUGUUAAUUAUUUAAACAGUUAAUAUGACUGAUGAUGGCAGUCUAUACCUUAAGAAAUCUCAAUUAAAAUAACAAUAAACAAAGGCAGUAUUAGAAAAACAUAACAAAAAGUUUUGGUUAUUUUUUCAAAAUUUCUUGCAAAUAAAACAUAAUAUUUUAAUUUGAAAUAAUAGUGAAAUUUAUAAAAUAUUUUAUUAUUUUCUUAACAAUUAUUUAUUUUAUGGCUUAUUUUUCUUAAUAAGCUUUUUAAUUCUUUAUUUUCCAUCUACUGCACACAUUAUACAUUAUCAUUAAAAAAAAAACAAAUCAUAUAAUACUAUCGUUAAAUAUAUGUUGUUAUUUGAAAAUUAAAUGAAUUAUUCUUUAUUAAUCUGUAUGUACAAGUGUUUUACUGUAAAAUGAAAAAGACAAAAAAAAAAAAAAAAACAAAACAAAAAAAAAUCGAUUUAUUGCAUUUGAAAAUUCUUAAGUUCUUAAAUUAAAAAAAAAAUACAUAAAAAAAAAAGAAAUUAUAAUUAUAAUCUGUAUGUAUUUAAGCAUAUUAUCUAUAAAAACUGAAAUUGUAAUCUAUAUAUAACAAUAAUAA
Molecule: messenger RNA, 4575 nt
Organism: Lucilia sericata (common green bottle fly)
Lineage: Eukaryota; Metazoa; Arthropoda; Insecta; Diptera; Calliphoridae
Gene: Gad1
Product: glutamate decarboxylase
Exons: 8
Coding region: 527-2059 (510 amino acids)
Biological process (GO): carboxylic acid metabolic process
Cellular component (GO): cytoplasm
Molecular function (GO): carboxy-lyase activity; pyridoxal phosphate binding
Source: RefSeq, a predicted model, not a curated record